This is a messenger RNA of Lolium rigidum, 1214 nucleotides long. Its product is annotated as meiotic recombination protein SPO11-1. Lineage: Eukaryota; Viridiplantae; Streptophyta; Magnoliopsida; Poales; Poaceae. The coding region runs from base 1 to 1167 and encodes 388 amino acids. The transcript has 15 exons. Gene Ontology annotation, molecular function: ATP binding; DNA topoisomerase type II (double strand cut, ATP-hydrolyzing) activity; DNA binding. Gene Ontology annotation, cellular component: nuclear chromosome. The record is from RefSeq and is a predicted model, not a curated record. Gene Ontology annotation, biological process: meiotic DNA double-strand break processing; reciprocal meiotic recombination; meiotic DNA double-strand break formation.
AUGGCGGGGAGGGAGAAGAGGAGGCGCGCGACGGCGCUCGACGACGACGAGCGGCGGGGGCGGCGGAGGCAGGAGGAGGCGGCCUUCCUCCUCCAUAAGAUCAAAGGUCUGGUGGGCUGGGUAGUCGCGGAGGUCGCUGCUGGCAGAUCCCCUUCCGUGGCGCUCCACCGCUACCAGAAUUACUGCGCCUCCGCCUCCGUCUCCACCUCCGCCGCCGCGUCCCCGUCCACAUGUGCCUGCAGCUACGACGCCCCCGUCGGCACGGAGGUCCUCUCCCUCCUCCGCAAGGAAUUCCACGCCUCCCGCCUCAAUGUGCUUCUCAGGGUUCUGCUCGUGGUGCAGCAACUCCUGCAGGAGAACAAGCACUGCUCCAAGAGGGACAUCUACUACAUGUACCCCUCCAUUUUCGUAGAACAAGCGGUUGUCGAUCGUGCGAUCAAUGAUAUCUGCAUACUCUUCAAAUGCAGCCGGCAUAACCUCAAUGUGGUUCCUGUGGCAAAAGGUUUGGUGAUGGGCUGGAUAAGAUUUGUGGAGGGCAAAAAGAAAGUCUAUUGUAUAACAAACGUCAAUGCUGCUUUCUCCAUUCCAGUUAGCAUCGAAGCAAUCAAAGAUAUAGUUAGUGUUGCUCACUACAUUCUUGUUGUUGAGAAGGAGACAGUGUUCCAGCGUUUGGCCAAUGACAAGUUCUGUGAAAGGAAUCGUUGCAUUGUUAUUACAGGAAGAGGAUACCCAGAUAUUCCAACAAGAAGAUUUUUGCGCUACCUUGUUGAACAGCUGCGCUUACCUGCUUAUUGCUUAGUGGAUGCAGAUCCUUAUGGUUUUGAUAUUCUGGCCACUUAUAAAUUUGGUUCCAUGCAAUUGGCAUAUGAUGCAAACAUUCUGCGUGUGCCUGAGAUACGAUGGCUCGGGGUCUUCACGUCUGACUUUGAGGAAUAUUGCCUUCCAGACUGCUGUCUACUUCAUUUGUCAUCUGAAGAUAAGAAGAAGCUUGAGGGAAUUCUGACCAGAUGUUACUUGCAGAGAGAAGCCCCGGAAUGGAGGUCGGAGUUGGAAGCCAUGCUGGAAAAGGGUGUCAAGUUUGAGAUUGAGGCAUUAUCAGCAAGUUCCAUUUCCUUUCUAUCACAAGAGUACAUCCCCCGGAAGAUCAAACUAGGGAGGCAUAUAUAGGAUUCCAUAUACAUAAUUGUACUUAUCUCAGUCUUCUUUUGCUUUGG